CAGAUAUAGUGAAUGCGGGGUCUGGGGAGAGCAGAUAUAGUGAAUGCGGGGUCUGGGGGUCCAGGGAGAGCAGAUACAGUGAAUGCGGGAUCCAGGGAGAGCGGAUAUAGUAAAUGCGGGGUCCGGGGAGACGGAUAUAGUGAAUGCGGGAUCCACAGGGAGAGCGGAUAUAGUGAAUGCGGGGUCCGAGGUGACGGAUAUAGUGAAUGCAGGGUCUGGGGAGAGCGGAUAUAGUGAAUGCAGGGUCCGGGGAGACCAGAUAUAGUGAAUGCGGGGUCCGGGGAGAGCGGAUAUAGUGAAUGCGGGGUCCGGGGAGAGGAGAUAUAGUGAAUGCGGGGUCUGGGGAGAGCAGAUAUAGUGAAUGCGGGGUUCAGGGAGACUGGAUAUAGUGCAUGCAGGGUCCGAGGAGACCAGAUAUAGUGAAUGCUGGGUCCGGGGUUUAGUAACACUUUAAAUGCAUGUGUAUG
This is a messenger RNA of Staurois parvus, 467 nucleotides long. The record is from the annotation of a GenBank genome assembly. NCBI's taxonomy places the organism in Eukaryota, Metazoa, Chordata, Amphibia, Anura, Ranidae.